This is a messenger RNA of Fusarium oxysporum Fo47, 492 nucleotides long. RefSeq lists its product as uncharacterized. The transcript has a single exon. Lineage: Eukaryota; Fungi; Ascomycota; Sordariomycetes; Hypocreales; Nectriaceae. The record is from RefSeq and is a predicted model, not a curated record. The coding region runs from base 1 to 492 and encodes 163 amino acids.
AUGCCUAAGCCCUGGAAAGAACCUCAAGACCCAAAACGAAGCUUCAUGCUCCGUACAGAGGGGCUUAUGCGAAAGUGCAAAGACCUAACAAAUCUGGGCGUGCAAGUAGCUCUCUACAUUGAGGACGUCAAAGAAGGCACAGUCCUCCGCUACAGGACAGAUCCCACCCUUCUCCCUUCCUGGCACAACGUUGCUCCUCUCCCAGAGGAGCCCGAUGCAGAAACAGAGCCACCCGCUGUUUUUUUCGGAUCCCUGCGCUUGAAUUGCCCGUCGACAAGCGAGUCCCCUUUACCUUUGAAGCCAACCUGGGCCGACCUUGAAAUCAGCAAGGCCAGUUGUGGCUCCAGCGCCAGUCCUCCUAGCCAGAAGAGGCAACAACACCAAGAAAACCGCCCAACCACAAAAAAGCGUGUUAGAGAUGGUUCACCAGACGAUGCAGAAGAACAGCGACGAAAGAGGGAGAGGAGCUCAUCGACAUGGUUCAAUGACUAG